Molecule: messenger RNA, 2317 nt
Organism: Pelodiscus sinensis (Chinese soft-shelled turtle)
Lineage: Eukaryota; Metazoa; Chordata; Testudines; Trionychidae
Source: RefSeq, a predicted model, not a curated record
GUGGGAGCCCUGUGGCUGUGCUGGUGGGGGGCUUCCCCCAGCAACUGACAGUCUUACCUGCCUAUGAAACCCCAGGGGCUUGAACUGAACCAGAAGGAAGUGAAACACUAAAAUGUCCUCAUGUGAGCAGACCCAGAGCUGCUGACGCCAUGGAGCUGAGUGUUGUCAUUGGCCACAGCAGGAACAGCCGUGGCUAGCUCACUCUAUGCGCUGCUGUUCGCCUACGUUCCUGGCACUGGUGUGUGAGGCUGAUCCCAGCAAUCCUGUUGCUGUCCCAACCUUGCAGCAUCUUGUGAGCUGACUGGUUCGUUCCGUUCUCUGUCACAGGCCAAGGAAGUGGAUUAAUCCUAACACGCCCGUGGUGCACAGCUCUGCCCUAGUCCUGAGUCACGGCCCCACUGCUCUCGUUCAAUCCCCAUGGAUAGCUGGGCUGAGGCACUGUAAUGCCUGACCUGCAGCUCUUCCUGUUUCAGCCCUUUGCUCCUUCCCCACCCCCUGAUAGACAUCAGCAGAAUUAGAACGCCAGCCUGAGGGGCUUUCAUGGUGGGAAUGUGACUCUGUUUUGCAGUGCAGUGCUCUCUGCCAACCGGGCGCCCAGGCCAUGAAUGGCACACUCAUCCCAGGCACGCCCAUCGCGGUGGAUUUUUGGAGCAUCAGGAAAGCCAGCCAUGCUCGCUUGUUCUUUCUCUCUCACAUGCACUCUGACCACACAGUGGGGUUAUCCAGCACCUGGAACCGGCCCAUCUACUGCUCCCCCGUGACGGGUCGCAUCCUGCACCACAGGCUCAAGGUAGCGGAGUGCUGGAUCCGGCCCAUGGAAGUGGGGCAGAGCCACAUGGUGGCCCUUGACGAGGUUGGUAAAAAGACCAUGACGGUGACCCUGAUAGAUGCCAACCAUUGCCCAGGCUCAGUCAUGUUCCUCUUUGAGGGCCCCUUUGGUGUCAUCCUCCACACAGGUGAUUUUCGUUACACUCCCACCAUGCGGCAGGAACCAGCCUUAAGGAACCAGAAACAAAUUGACGUUCUCUACUUGGACAACACAAACUGCGACCCUCUGGUCAAACUGCCUUCUCGACGGCAGGCCACUGAACAGAUCAAAGAGCUGAUCAGGGCCCACCCAAAGCACCAGGUCAAGAUUGGGACCUACAGCCUGGGCAAAGAGUCGCUCUUGGUGGACUUGGCCUUAGAAUUUCACACCUGGAUUGUGGUGAGUCCCAAGAGGCUGGAGGAGAUGAAAGUGCUGGGCCUGGUGGACGUGUUCACCACCGAGGAAGGGGCUGGCUGGAUCCACGGCGUGGACCUCUCGGAAAUCUCCUGGAAAUCCAUGGUCAAAUGGAACCAGCAAUGCCCCACCAUUGCCAUUCUCCCCACCAGCCGCCCGAUGAAGAUCGCCCACCCCAGGGUUCACCUCGUGCGCUACUCAGACCACUCCUCCUUCCUGGAGCUCCUGGAGUUUGUAGAGUGGCUGAAUCCCUGCUCCAUAGUCCCAAUUGUCAAGAGAAACGUGUGCCUCCCGUACCUUGAGAAAUACCUGAGCUCCAACCACAAGCCGUCUCCUGAGCCCCAGAUUCCAGAGUCUGGGCAAAAGUUCACACAGCUCAGAGAGAGCAGGGAGCAGCAAGGAGCUGCAGAGCCUCUGGGAACAGCUACCCUGCAGCCUGUGCCUAAGAACUCCUUUGCGCACCCAGAGAACUGGACUGAAUGGCUGGAGUGUUUCGGGGGGGGGAAGACCAGCCAGCAUUGCUCCUCGGAGCAGCCUAGACUGCCUGCCACCCAUUCAGAAGGCAGCCCUGGAUGUUGCCGAGGGGAGAGGACGGGAACGAAAGUGGAGUUAUGCCAGGUGCAUGAUUUCCAUAGGCAGCUGUUGUCAGUACAGCCCAAUACACGGACACCUGCCAGAACGCAGCUGCCGCCACCACAGGACACUGAUGCCUGCCGGUCCCAAAGCAGCGCAGAGGGCCGAGCAUGGCCCCACACAAAUCCUUUAUCUUGGCAUGCAAGGAAGAAACAAGCGGCCCACCCCACCCCAUGCCAGCCUCCCCCGGGGGACUGGACACCCUUACUGCUGGCCUCCGCACAGAGGAAGGCAGCUCUCCCCUCGCACAGACAGAGUUUAACCUUCCUGCUGAUGCCUGCCGGUCCCAAAGCAGCGCAGAGGGCCGAGCAUGGCCCCACACAAAUCCUUUAUCUUGGCAUGCAAGGAAGAAACAAGCGGCCCACCCCACCCCAUGCCAGCCUCCCCCGGGGGACUGGACACCCUUACUGCUGGCCUCCGCACAGAGGAAGGCAGCUCUCCCCUCGCACAGACAGAGUUUAA